AUGGACCCUGGAACAAGGGAGACGAUCCUGGCCCCGCUGCCUUUCUACCACAUCACUGGGCUACUGCAAUUUCUGCACGUGCCAAUCAUGUUCGAUCAAGACGUCGUCCUGUUGAGCAAGUUCAACAUGGCAGACAUGAUGAAGACUAUUCUGUCGUACAAGUGCAAGGAACUAUGGCUAGUUCCUCCACUGUUGAUCCGCAUGGUCAAUGAGGAGGUGGCCAGAAAGAAUGAUCUAUCAUUCGUCAGGCAGCUCACUACUGGAGCAGCACCCCUGUCUCCACAAGUCAUCGAGAAACUCGCCAAAGAUUUCCCUCAAGCAAAGCUCAGACAAGCGUAUGGAAUGACGGAGAGUUGCAGCUGCCUCACGACUACUCCCAAGGAUCUACAGGUCUAUGCGAAUGCUGACAAGGUGGGGAAGUUGGUUCCAGGCACGCAGGUCAAAGUGGUCGAUCCCGCGUCUGGCAAAGAGGUUGGGUAUGGUGAGGAAGGCGAGAUAUGGGCCCUCGGCCCUCAGGUUACUAUGGGCUAUCUGAACAACAAAAAAGCAACAAGCGAAACAUAUGACGAAGACGGCUACUUACACACCGGGGAUCUGGGCAUCAUGCGGCCAGAUGGCUUCGUGACUAUCCAUGAUAGAAUCAAGGAGAUGAUCAAGGUCAAGGGUCACGGAGUAGCCCCUGCAGAGCUAGAGGACACUCUUCAUGGGCAUGAAAAGGUUGCAGACGUUGCAGUCAUCGGUAUACCGGACGAGUACGCCGGUGAGGUGCCUAAAGCCUUUGUAGUACUAAGAGAAGGCGUCAACAAGUCUCAAGAGACAGCGCAAGAACUAGAAAAACAUGUGGAGGGGCUAAAGGCACGGUAUAUGUGGCUUCUCGGAGGGAUUGAGUUCAUUGACCAGAUCCCUAAGAGUGCCGCUGGAAAGAUCCUUCGGCGCAACCUGAGAGAGAUUGAAAAGAGGAGGCGAGAGGCAAACAAGACGGAGUCCCGUUUGUGA
This is a messenger RNA of Colletotrichum chrysophilum, 996 nucleotides long. RefSeq lists its product as uncharacterized. The coding region runs from base 1 to 996 and encodes 331 amino acids. Gene Ontology annotation, molecular function: CoA-ligase activity. Lineage: Eukaryota; Fungi; Ascomycota; Sordariomycetes; Glomerellales; Glomerellaceae. The record is from RefSeq and is a predicted model, not a curated record. The transcript is spliced from 5 exons.